Messenger RNA from Nomia melanderi (Alkali bee), 7197 nucleotides. Lineage: Eukaryota; Metazoa; Arthropoda; Insecta; Hymenoptera; Halictidae. The record is from RefSeq and is a predicted model, not a curated record.
UUUUCUAAAUUGUUUUCCUUCAAGAAAAUUGUCGGUGUUGCACGUUGUCUAUAGAUUAUAGAUAGAUCUAGUUGCCUAUAAUCAGUGAUUCUUUUUAUUAAAUUGCGAGUGAUUAGUUACUGGAUAAUUUGAGAAGUAGUUUUUGCAUCGAGUUGUAGAUUUAUUAUGUUUUUUGGUAUAUGAAUUAGAAUUUAGUUGGAUUAAAAGUGAUAUGCUAAAGAUCAAGUGCUCUUUGUUCUUGAUCGUACGAUAAAGAUUGAUUUAUUUAACGGUUGAGUGUUAAGUGGCGACGUGAAUGUCGGGAAUGAACGUACGAGCCUUUCCAGUUGCUUGAUCUUCGGUGAUCCGCGGCCGUUCCGCGGGACAUGGAAACAGCGACACCGUUAAAUUCACGUGAGAACCGUCGCGAGAGGGUGAUGAUGUAACGGGACUUUCGCUGUCGCUGCUGCAGUGAAGCAACGAUGUCCACACAAUGCAACCGCUUCGUGCAGAACGCCUGGAAGAAGGAGCUCUGCUCGAACUGCUUCAAGCCGCGGGAGGAGCACGCGCCGCCCGAGGAGACGCUCAAGCUGAACAUCGGCAGGGCUCUCCAUUUCGUCAAGACUGAUAGCGUUAAGAUACAGGGUAUCCUCCGAGGGAAGGCGACCGGUCAGAAGGAUCAGAAGAAGAAGACGGUCGCGUUCCCGGAAUGCCUGACGGAGAUAAUCGGCUACGGGGGCGACGACUUCCUCUCGGACGCCGACGAGGACGACGAGCAGGACUACGGCGAGUCGUUCGGCGCGGACGACGAUCCCCCGCCGGACAGCGAGGAGGAACGGGCGCUGGGCAACCUGACGCGCGCGAACACGAACUUCAACACGAUCACGGCGAAGCUGACCGCGGUGGUCGCCGCGAACGAGGCGAGCAAGUCGACGUCGUCGACGAGGUCGUUCGCCUCGCUGAUGCUCGGCAGGAUACAAAAGGACUCGGAGGGCAAGAAGACCACUCUGCUCGUCUCGGUGACGCCGUUCGGCGGCGACGAGACACUGCCCACCGCGAGGAGGCCCGCGGACAGGAAGAUCAAUGGAUUCGUCAACGGAUCGUCGAGCCCGGCCAAGCACAAGAUCAACGAGAACGGUGAUAAAUCGGAGACGACGCUGAAAGCCGCGAAGAAGCCGGAAGCGGACGCGAAGAAGGACGACAGGAAGGACCAGAAGUAUUCCUCGAUGGAGAAGAUCGUCGACCUGCCGCUGAUCACGUCCAACAAUUUCAUCCCCGUGAUGCAGCGGAACGACGAGGACACGAAGGAGAAAUCGUCCGCGGACGCCGGCAAGCCGGACAAGAAGGCCGGAAGCAUCGCUCGCAGUCCGGCGAUCAAGAAGCCGGACGCCGAGAAGCCGAAGAUCCCCGCGCAGAGCCACGGGUCCAAAACGGAGUACUGCAGAUCAAAGAGCGACUCGUCGGACAAGGGUAUCGAGUUAACGUUGACGCCGCUGACGAGGAGCGACGCCGAGGAGGCGGCCGAGAGCGACAGGUCCAUGCUGCGUGGAAAAGAGCCGGCUAAGAUCGUCGUGUCCACGGGCAACGAGGACUCUUCUAUGGAGCCCCGUAAAUUCGAGGAGGAGCCGAAGAAAUUCAGCUGCGAGGAGAGCCGCGAGCUGGCCGGGGAGCCGGACGGCAAAGCGGACGAGGAGGAAAUGACGGAGCCACCGGCGCUUCCGAGAAGCCCGCCGCCGCUGAUCGAGGCCAGGCCGAUCCUCCAAGCCGACAAGCCGAUCAUCGUCACCGAGCCCAGGCCGUCGUUCCUCCACGGCGCCGUGAACGCGGAGCUGAAGGUGAAGCCUGUUGUUCCGCAGAAACCGAUCAACUUCGCGAAGAAUCCACCUGCCGACGCGAAGAACCACGCGAAGAUGCAAGGAGGAAGAAGUGCGACAGGUGCGAGUGGCCCGCAGCCCCAGGAGCAGACGAGCGGUCCCCAUCCGGCCAGCAAAGACAAGAGCGACGAGCCUAUCGCUGACCAGCUCAUCCCCUCGAACGAAAUCAUCCCCAAAGAUCACGCUCGCCUGCCGAACACUCUCCACACUCAAGACUUCGAAUCCUCGAAACCUCCCGAAUCUGCGCCUAAAACGCCAGGCAACUCGAAACCGGCGCCACCGUGCGUAGCCAGGAGUCCGGAAGUCCUAGACGAAGACCUGGACGAAGAAGAAGGUUCAGAAUCUCAGGUGACAGCCGCAGAGUCGACGCGUUCGAACAAAAGAAGAAUGGCGCCGAAGCCUCCGGCCGACUCGGUGGAAGAGUUAGCGCCGAGUUCCUCGCUGUUCGCCAGGAACCCGAUCGUGACCUUCAAGUCGGACUCGCCGGUGGUCAGGGAGAAGGAGAAGCGGGAGAGAGCCUCCUCCUGCAGCCCCAAGUUCAGGAAAGCUGUCUCGGAUUUGCCUGAUCCCACCAACGCGCAGAACUCGGAUCCUGCUUCCAGGAGGACGAUAUCCCUGUCGCAGGAUAGCCUGACCAGCGGGCAGGAAGUGAGGGAGGAGAAGAAGAGGGGGAGGUCUAGGUUCUCGUUGAAGAGGUUCUUGAGGAUGGGCUCCAGGAAGGAUGUGGACAUGGUCGGAGGACACGCGUCCGGCUCGAGGAUCGACGAGAUCCCGUCCACGCCGCAGCCGAAGCCUAGGCUCGAGAUCAUCCAUCCGCUGGAGCUGGACGGCGCGGCCGUCGAAGUAGUCGGCAACGACCGGAUCAGCAGGAUAAGCGAAGAUCAACCCGAUUCCUGCGGAAACAGGAACGAGGCGAGGACCACCAGGUCGCCGUUGUCCUCUGGAGCUUCUCAAGCUGCCGUGAGACCGGGCAAACCGCCGCCGCCGCCGCGCAACCAGUCCCUGGAGGAUUGGUCCAGACUGGAUCCAGCGAGCAAACCGGUCCGACCGCCGCCGCCGCGCGUCGAGACGAAGCAGCUUCCGUCGAGGAGCGACAAGUCCUCCGCGAAAUCGUCGUCCCCGUCGUCCGUGUCUUCCGCGUCUUCGUCCUCGUCUUCCUCGUCGUCCUGGCAGCCGGCCGCCUCGACCACCUCAGACUCGAUUUACGCGAAUCUGGCAGCGGAGGAUGUUACAGGUGAGGUGCGCAGCUCGUUGGCACCCUCGAAACCCCAAAGAACCGCCAGCAUGAGGGACCAGGCGACCUCACAGCCGAUCCUCAAGAAACACGGGUCGUCCACGCCGGCCCUCAAUCAGGAUUACGACGGCGUCGCUGUCAACGCCGCGACGACAGCGUCUGAUUCACUGACGUCGAACGACAGUCAUGUUUACGAGUGCCUUUCCAGCUCGCCGGAGUGCGACUCGAGCCUCGAGCUACGACACGGGGUCGCGUCUCAUCUCAGCAGCAAGAGGAAAUCCGACAGCAACGCGAUGGAGGCCGGCGCUGAAUUCAAAUUUCACCAGCAGACGUUCGCCAGAUCGACCUCGCUCCCGUAUUGCGGCAGCGAGACCGAGAGCGAGCUGUACGCACCGUACGGUUUUUAUACGGGCGAUGAGGGCCCGGAGGAGGAUCAGGACUGGAAGAGCAAGGACGACGAAUUAAGGAUAAGCCGAUUGAGGCAACGCAGAGGUCGCAGCAUAGUUCAUCGGAGCCUCGAGGAUAAUUACGGGGCGGUGGUGGUCGCGAAUCAUGAAGCCCUUGCGCAGUUUCUCGAGCAGCUGAACCAGAGCCCGCAAGUGGCGGCGGGCCUGCGGGCCCUGAAAAACGCGAAUCCCCGUAUCAGCCACUUCAGCAUCGAUACGAGCACGUCGAUCACCGUCGGCAGAAGAAUAUUUUAUUCGGCGACGUGGAACGAGCUGAACGUCAGCCUGUGCGUCGCGUUCGAUCUGGCCACACACGUGUCGAGGAAGGAAUUUUAUUUGGCACCUAUAAUCGAGUUUAUAGACAGCGUACCGAAGGAAAUUACCGGCGGGACGUGUCUGCCGGGGAACAAGCAGCUCGAAGCGACGAUAUCCGUGCUGCCGCGGCUACAAGUGAGCACCAUACAGUCGUUCGGCUCGUCGACGAAGGACAUGCACGACGAGGGGACCGUCAGAGAAGCCUCGUUCGUAUUGCUACAGUUCGUCACCGCGCUGAAGAGCCUGCAAGCGCGCGGCAUCGAGGAGUCCGCGCGGAGCCUGAGCAACGUGGUCCUCUGCCGCGAGGACAAAGACGCCUAUUACAGGCUGUAUCUUCUGCAAGGGUUGAACGUAGACACGAACGAGGAGCGCGACGAGGAGAGGGUGUCGCUGUGCCGUUGCGCGCUGCUCGCGCUACAGCAGCUGAACUUAACGAGCAGGCUGCCUUUGAUUCAGGAAUUGCUGAUGAGGGAGAAAGCUGUCACCUUGUCCCAGGUGAAGUCAGUUCUCGAGUUCUCGCUAUGGGGGCCGGCGGACGUGACCCUGGGCGGGCCGCGCGAGAGGGAGGUCACCCUCCAAAGAUGGCUGGACCUGGAGAGGGCGAACGUUCUUCACGCGCUGGUCAGGACCAGGUCUUCCCUGACCGUCACGGACGAGUACCAGCUGUUGUUCCUCGUCCGGACCAGCGCGAAAAUUAUGGGCGAGGCGUCGUUGCUGUUGGACGAGCAACGGAGUCGACUGACCCGUGCCCGGUAAUCGAGAAACGAUACCGUGAAAAUCGUUCCGUGAACUGCGCCGGCAACUCGGUUACGGACACGUGUUAUUCGCGUCAUUAACUCCUCGAGCUGUAAUGCUUCGAACCCUUUGCGGACGAAUGUCGACGUUUCGAGAUGAAAUGUUCGGAUUUGGAAUACUAAGUCGCUGACGAGUGAUUUAAUUACUUUAAUUACUUUAGUUUUGUUGAAAUAGAAAAGCGUGGUUCAGUUUCCGAGUUAAAAAGAUGGCGAUAUUUUGAGAUGGAAUGUUCGGAUCUGGAACACCAAGUCGCUGACGAGUGAUUCAAUUACUUGAAUUAUUUUAGUUUUGUUGAAAUAGAAAAGCGUAGUUCAGUUUCUGAGUUAAAAAGAUGGCGAUAUUUUGAGAUGGAGUGUUCAUAUUUGGAAGGCUAAGUCGCAGACGAGUGAUUUAAUUAGUAGUCUCCUUUUUUUAUUGAUUAAGCGAUUGAUAGAUAAUUUAGCUUCUAUUGAAGGUUUCAUACAUUUCUAAAAUCCUUCGUCCGCAAAGGGUUAAUACUUGUAAUAAUUGUAAUGGAACGGUACCGUCAACAUUGCCGAUUCAUGACUUGUUUUAGAAUAGUUGAAUAAGGUGGAAUGUCCGUAGUAUUUAAAGAUUCAGUUGAGUUCUUCGUAUAUAUGCGAUUAUAUAUUGAAGAGCAAUCUUUGUAUAGUGUCCAUUCUGUAAAAACUACAUCGUUGCAAUCUCUUUUCAGAUGCUUUCUAGGUUAUCGGUCUGUCGGGCCGGUUCAAACGAUUAGCCCUUAGAUCGUCGGUUAUUUAUUUCCGAAUGUUUGUCACGUAUCGAUCGGAUAUGCGAUGAAAUAUUAUAUUCUGUUACCGAAAUUUCUGAAGAAUGUAAGCUGUACACUUUACCAUUUUUCUAUGAUUACACCUACUAACUCGAAAUAGUGUAUAAAGACUCUCUAACAUCGAUGAAGAUUCUCAUUUAAGAAUUCUUAUCAAACGAAUCGCACCAAAUCCUUCAAUCGCUGUAUAUACGUACCGUUACCUUUUUUUAACACUAAAACUACCAUUCCUGAUUUCGCCUUUUCGCAGUUAUUAACACUAGGUUUACGGGCAUUUAUUGUACACUUCAUAUUAUUCCUAAAAGAAUUGAUGCUCGUUUAUUUAGAUUGUGGAAACUGGAGAUUUGAUAGUAGGUAAUUGGGGUACAUGUCAGUGUGAUCGCAUCAAUCAAAAUUAAUCAAAACCUAGUGUUAAAAAGAUAUCAGCUGUUUCUCUAAGUAAUUAAUAAAGAAAUCGAUGUAGCAAUAAACUAAAUUGGUAAUCGAAGUCUUAACACUUAGGCGACCUAAGAAGAACUAUAACUACAACCUCCUUCGUUAUCUUAAAUUGAACUCAUUCAAUCAAUUAGAAACUGUGUUUCGUAAAAACAAGAACCGCAUUUGACUGCAAACAAUCCGACUUCAAGACUUACUGAACAACAAAAGAAAAGAUAAACAGAGUAAAAGGCAAUACGUUGCUAAGAAAGAACUAUAACUACAACCUUCUCCAUUAUCUUCAAUUAUACUCAUUCAAUUAAUUCAUUUGAAAACUAUGUUUUGUAAAAACAAGAACCGUAUUUGAUGAAUUGCAAAUAAUCCCACUUCAAGACUUACCAAACAACAAAACAAAAGAUAAACAGAAUAAAAGGCAACACGUUGCAAAGUGAAAAGUGGGAGACCUCCCAUCCGGUUGGCGAAGUGUUAAUCGACUCUCGGAGUUUGUACAAGGGAAUUUGGAAAAGUCGGUUCAAGUGCUCGGUAGUUUUAGUGUUAAUCGAUAUAUACAUACUGUAUCUAAAACUUUGAUAUUUAUUGCACACAGAUUUAUUUCCACGUGUCUCGGCGCGACCUAAAAACGAAAAUAUAGUUUCCUUUACGAGACCGACGUCGACGGUCCAUUGGUCGAGCCCGGUUAAUCGAGGCGCUAAUCAAUGUUUAUUAGCCGCGCGACCCGGAAUUGUAAAACUCGCCGUUUUAGAGCCGGCUAUCGAGACCGCGGCUCGUUUGUCGAAAUUGAACGACAGAUCGCGACAGUACGGGUCGCCGGAAAUUUAUUGGCCGUCGUAAACGGCGCGCCGGAUCACGUCGCUGCGGAUGGUGGAAAUUUAAGUACGUGCCAAUUUUGAAAUCAGCCGGCCGAUCGGUCGCGCCGACACGUUUUGUACAAUGUUUCACGUUCCCCCGUAAUCCUGUGCCCCGUUGACGUUGUUAAGAAUUUGUAUAAAUAAACCGUACCGUCAGAAACAGUUCGCCCGCGUUGUUUCCCUUGACAAAAUGGCGCCACGCGAAUCCACGACCACAGGUUCUACGAACAGUCCGCAUGGAGUGUCUGCAAAAAAAAAACAUCAAUGGAUCAAGCGUUUUUGUGCAGAAUAAUUCUACGUGGGAAAUAUAGAAUGAAAUUCUACUAUGUGCUUCUGUUUUUAUCUACGGAGUGUUCCAUCGAGUUCCGAUCUUUAACCCUUUGAACUUUGUAGACUCCAAUAUUGCACCAAGAAUAAUAUUAGAUAUUUUAAUGAAUCUUAAGCGAAACUACCCUAAGCUUAUUAGAUUUUCUAUUGUUAGUUA